AUGAUGUGGAACUUGACCAUAAAGUCCCAUGUUGAUAUGGGACUAUUUCAUUCAGCUUUCUCAUUCUACAAACAAAUGAGAAAAUUGGGUGUUCAACAUGAUACUUUCACUUUUCCGAUUAUUAACCGGGCUUUAUCGUCUUUAAAGACUGAUUUUUUAUAUGGAAAGAUGAUCCAUUGUGUAGCAAUUCAAAUGGGUUUGGAUUUGGAUAUGUAUUUUUGUAAUACCAUGAUUGAUGUAUAUGUCAAAUGUGGCUGCUUUGAUUACGGUCGCCACUUGUUUGAUUUAAUGUCUCAGAGAGAUGUGGUUUCGUGGACUUUGAUGAUUUCUGGAUAUGUUUCUAUGAGCAGUGUUAGUGUUGCACUUGAUUUGUUUAACAAGAUGAGGAUGGAAAUGGAACCGAAUUCGGUUACUCUUAUUGUAAUGUUGCAGGCGUGUUGUGCAUCUGCCACGUUGAAUGAGGGAACUCAGAUUCAUGGGCAUGCAGUGAAAAGCGGGUUGAUAAUCGAUUCGUCUGUGAAAAAUUCAGUUUUGAAAAUGUAUUCUAGUAAAGGAAGUGCUGAAGAAGUGGAAGUUUUGUUUAGUGAAAUAAACCGAAUGGACGUGGCUUCGUGGAAUAUUUUGAUUUCGUUUUAUUCGUCAAAAGGGGACAUGAUGAGAGUUGCUUGUUUGUUCAAUGAAAUACGGAGGCUAGAAUUGAACUUGUGGAACAUCGAGACUUUGACGUUAGUUGUAUCGGCAUUUGCAAAGUCUGGUAGUUUAUUUGAGGGUGAAGGUAUGCAUUGCUUAGUGAUAAAAACAGGUUUUCUCGACGAUAUUUUGCUGACUUCUCUGCUUGAUUUCUAUUCUAAGUGUGGGAAAUUAGAAAUAUCAGUUCAACUGUUUAAGGAAAUUCGUUUUAAAAGUAACAUCACUUGGGGUGCUAUGAUGUCAGGUUUCAUUCAAAAUGGUUAUUUUAUAGAUGCCAUUUUUCUAUUCAAAAAAAUGCAAACAGAUGAUCUUGUUAUUAUUGCUCCUGAAAUUUGGAGAAAUCUACUUGAUGCAUAUGCAAACCUAGGAGCUUUGAAAUUGGGAAAAGUGGUGCAUGGUUACCUUAUAAAACAACUUUUUGAUGAAUCUUUUCAAAGUAAUGCACACUUGGAUACUUCUGUCUUAAACAUGUACUUACGAGGUGGUAGCAUCUCUUCGGCUAGACAAGUUUUUGAUAGGAUUCUUGUCAAAGAUGUUGUAGCAUGGACAACAAUGAUUGAGGGGCUUGGUUCCCAUGGUUUCGGUUAUGAAGCACUAAAUUAUUUUAAUUCAAUGAUUGAACAAAGAGUGCAGCCGAAUGGAAUCACCUUCUUGAGCUUACUGUCUGCUUGCAGUCACUCUGGUCUUCUUAGUGAAGGCUGCAAAGUUUACCAUACCAUGAAAUGGGGUUAUGGUAUUGAACCGGGUUUGGAUCAUCAUACAUGUAUCGUUGAUCUUUUCGGUCGUUGCGGCAUGCUUAAAGAGGCAUUAAUGAUAAUAUUGAAAAUGAAAAUUCUACCUGACAGUAGGAUUUGGGGUGCUCUUUUAGCAGCUUCUAGAGUUUAUGGAAAUAAAAUGAUUGGUGAAUAUGUAGCACAAAGAGUUUUGGAGUUAGAAUCUGAUAAUGCCGGAUACUAUACUUUGUUGAGUAAUGUUAAAGCAAGUGUUGGAAGAUGGAAUGAAGUUGAAGAUUUGAGGAGAGUUAUGAGUGAAAAGAAUCUUAAGAAGAAACCAGGGUGGAGUUGUAUUGAGGUAAAAGGGGUUAUUCAAGGAUUUGUUUCUGGAGAUAUUUCACACUCUAAAGCAGAUGAAUUUUGUGAGAUGUUGUGUAGAUUGAGUAGAGCAACAUAG
This is a messenger RNA of Vicia faba (fava bean), 1860 nucleotides long. The record is from the annotation of a GenBank genome assembly. Lineage: Eukaryota; Viridiplantae; Streptophyta; Magnoliopsida; Fabales; Fabaceae.